Molecule: messenger RNA, 2538 nt
Organism: Aspergillus vadensis CBS 113365
Lineage: Eukaryota; Fungi; Ascomycota; Eurotiomycetes; Eurotiales; Aspergillaceae
Product: putative hydrolase
Exons: 8
Coding region: 413-2332 (639 amino acids)
Biological process (GO): carbohydrate metabolic process
Molecular function (GO): hydrolase activity, hydrolyzing O-glycosyl compounds
Source: RefSeq, a predicted model, not a curated record
UCGAUCGUUUGCUCAAAUUUGGCAAGUGGCAAUCCAGUAGCGCCGAUGUAUCUCCAUUCCCGCCAAACGGAGCAUUCAUGCACCACUAAUGUGCCAAGCGGACGUCGGUGGAUCACAGUUGUCUCAUGUCCUCCUACCUCUGGGCGGCGGCCCAUCCAUCACAGUCUAUAGGGCUGCCAUGGCCCUUAUGCCUGCAUUUGUGGGCCGACGAGCCAUGGCGGCGUCCAGAGAAUUGCGCUGUUCAAACUUUGGAUCAAAAUGCUGGCCGGCAUUCCAUGCAUCUGUCUUUGCCUCCGGCAGUUGGUGGGCCGUGAGCAGGAUGAAAAUAUAAAUAUUCUUGCUUCCUGUCUUUUCCGGCUGUCGCAGGUUCUGAAGUUCACCUUGACAAUUUGUAGUCCCCACUAACGCCAACAUGUAUGGGACUCUUGCCUAUCUCUCUUUUUUCCUGACUUGCUCUCUUGCAAGAAGCGUCGGUGAUGUACACCAACACGCUGCUCGAACGACCACACAGUAUGCUCAGAAGCAGCCGCCGUUGGACACUCCUUGGACAGAGGAUGUCGGGACAAACCCGUGGCCCGAGUACCCCCGUCCACAGAUGGCGAGGAGUCAGUGGCAGAAUCUGAAUGGUAUCUGGCAGUAUCAGAGUGCUUCCAGCCUGAAUGACAGCCAAUACCCGCCCUUCGGUCAAGAUCUCGCUCAAGAGGUCCUGAUCCCUUCGUGCCUCGAAAGUGGACUCUCUGGCAUUCAAGGAACAAACACGCUCUAUUCUUGGUUCAGGACCAACUUCACAGUUCCGAGUUCCUGGGGUGGAGAGAGCAUUCUCCUCAACUUCGGAGCUGUAGACUAUGAAGCUACCGUCUUUAUCAACGGAAAGCAGGCGGGUUUCAACCGCGGUGGUUACUUUGAAUUUACCGUCGACAUUACCCAAUAUGUUGACACAUCGGCGUCUAACGAAAUGCUUGUUUUCGUGCAUGACCCGACCGAUAGCGAUGGCUAUGUCAUCCCUAUCGGCAAGCAGCGAUUAAUCCCGUCGCAUAUCUUCUACACUCCCUGCAGUGGUAUUUGGCAGAGCGUCUGGAUCGAAACUGCCCCGGCAAACUAUGUGACGCAACUUGAUCUUACCGCUGACAUGAACGGCCAAGUCAAUGCCACCGUGCACAGUUUCACGGGCAAUGGCACGACAGUGAACAUCUCCGUGUUAGAUGGCGACGACGUGGUCGGUUCUGCCAGCGGCUUAUCCGAUCAGCCUCUCUUGUUCAACGUUUCCGAUCCCAAGCUUUGGUCUCCGGACUCGCCCAAUCUGUACAACGUGACAGUCACCAUGGGACAAGAUAAGAUCUCAAGUUACACUGGCUUCCGUACAAUCUCGAAGGGUACUGUGGAUGGUGUUGUCCGGCCUCUGUUGAACGGAAACUUCAGCUUCAUCUUUGGUACACUUGAUCAGGGAUACUGGCCAGACGGACUCUACACUCCACCAAACCGUGAGGCGAUGGUCUAUGACUUGAAGUUCCUCAAAGACAUGGGCUUCAAUAUGGUCCGCAAGCAUAUCAAAGUUGAGCCAGCGCUCUGGUACCGUGCAUGUGACGAAAUGGGUCUUUUGGUUAUCCAGGAUAUGCCAUCUCUUCGGCCGCUGGAGACCACAGUUGACGCCAACGGCGUGUCUGUAACCAUUUUGCCCGACGCCGACCAGCAAAAUGAAUUUGGAAGGCAACUGGAGGUGCUGGUCAAUCAGCUCAAGAGCUAUCCUAGUAUUUUUGCCUGGGUGAUUUAUAACGAAGGAUGGGGCCAGAUCACCAGCUACUAUCCAGAGUUCAACCUGACGUCGAUUGUGAAGCAGCUUGACCCCACUCGACUGGUUGAUGCGACAUCUGGCUGGCACGACCACGGCGCCGGCGACUUUAGCGAUAACCACCAUUAUGCAAACCCCCAGUGCGGCACCCCGUUCUAUUCUAUCGACUCCAGCCCGUAUGACUCGAACCGGAUUGGCAUCCAAGGAGAGUUUGGAGGACUUGGGAACAACGUUUCGAUCGAGCACCUCUGGAACAACCAAGAAGCGAUCAACAGUAUCAACGAGACAUAUGAGAUUGACACCGACGUGGAUGCUUGGAACUACCGCAGCCACCUUUUGCUGUCCGAGCUGCAGGAUCAGGUCCGCUUGUAUGCCUGCAGUGUUGGGGUGUGGACUCAAACGGUUGAUGUUGAGGGUGAGGUGAAUGGAUUGAUGACAUACGAUCGGCGCGUCAUGCGGGUGAACGAGACUCAGUGGAAGGAUGAUAUCCAGGGUCUGUAUGAUGCGGCGUCCAAGAGGACCAACUCUUCGUCGACGAAUUGAUGAUCUUUUUGUUUGAAAAUCGCAUGGUUGGGUAUAUUGUUUGAUAUCCAUUUGCAUAUGAAUAGAAGCGCUGUGAUAGAUCAAUGUUGAUGUUUCUUACUUCGAGAAUCAAUGAUGGGAAGGUGAAAUGGUGAGUAGAAGUUCGUAUUUCUCGUGAUCCCGUGAUGUCGAUCUAUGAACGAGACGGAGUAUGGUACCAUGUAUGG